UUUUAAAAAUAAUAAUCCAUUUAUUAUAUUCAUAUGCAUUACAAUUAUAAUUGUGUAUUACAAGCAUCUAUCAUAAGCAACCCUGUAACGAACACAGUCUUCUUUUCUUGUAUAACACUGUUAAAUAAUGCCAAUCCCAAUGCUGGACUUGCUAAAUGCCAAAAAAAAAAAAUUGCGAAGCCUUCAUUGCCCCAUCUCCUCCUCUUUUUAUUCACCUCUUUCUCUUCUCUUCUUCUCUUUUCUUUUCAUUGUAUUCGCCGCUAAUAAAUCCCUCCCCCAACUCACCUUCCUCCUCCCUCAUAGACCCUCAUUCAUACUUUGAAAAGAGCCCUUGGACUUUGUCUCUCUAUCUGAAUACCCUUCUCCUUCUCUUUUUUUUUUUUUCUCUUU
Molecule: messenger RNA, 390 nt
Organism: Lobosporangium transversale
Lineage: Eukaryota; Fungi; Mortierellomycota; Mortierellomycetes; Mortierellales; Mortierellaceae
Exons: 1
Coding region: 34-264 (76 amino acids)
Source: RefSeq, a predicted model, not a curated record